Solenopsis invicta (red fire ant) is the source of this 5691-nucleotide messenger RNA. Its product is annotated as zinc finger and BTB domain-containing protein 18. Gene Ontology annotation, molecular function: protein binding. The record is from RefSeq and is a predicted model, not a curated record. Gene Ontology annotation, cellular component: nucleus. Gene Ontology annotation, biological process: regulation of transcription by RNA polymerase II. Lineage: Eukaryota; Metazoa; Arthropoda; Insecta; Hymenoptera; Formicidae.
UAAUUCUAAUAAAAAGAACAACCAAAAAUUUUCUUCAAAUCAAAGAAACUUUUCUUUACUCGUACGCACAAAUUUCUUUGAUUCAAAUACAUUUUUUUUUGAACUCGAAGAAACUUUUCUCUGGGUACAUGAAAAAGAAGAUGAUAUCAUUAUCAUGAAAGUUAAUCCACAAAAUUUGAAAACAAAAUUGUAAAUGAUACAUAUGGCUGGUUUGACGGUAUGAACUUUUUAAUUAAAUUAAAUAGUACUAUUUUUAUGAUGAAAGAAAAAGAAAGAGAGAGAGAGAGAGACUCAUUUCUGCAUAGUACAAUUCAAGCUAAAGAGAAGUAAAACUUUUACUUAAUAUUGGCACAGUUCUUUUGUAAGGAACAUUUUUUUUUUUCUUUAUGCUUUUUAUAGAUCCGUCUUACUCCGCGUGUGUAGUAUGUGUAUAGACUUUCUGUUUGUUAUUUGAGUUUCUUGACUGACAAUGAUUUAAUAAUAGAUUCUAAGCACAGCGCGCACUUUGGCGUGAAAUUUUCUUCCAUACCCAGUAUCCGCUUGCCCUUGGCGGCUCUCUCACCCUACCCUACUACUUUAAUUAGUCGAAUUCGCGGCAAAGGGGCUUGAAACAACCAUUGUCCCAUCGUACAUUGACGUAAAGUGCAAGUGGUGACGGUGCGACACGCGCUUUGUGAUCAAAUCCCGACUGGCUCAAUGUACCUCAUCGUUCCGAGGCUUUGAUUAGAAUCAGUUUCUGUUUCAAACUAAUUCGAUUAGCACUGACAUUUCGGACGGAUUCGUUAGAAUGAUUUUCAACGUCGAAUACGGGUCUAUUAUACUUCUAGAACGUGUGGGUUGUUACGUGCGCGGUUAUAAUGCGGAUGAAGUGCAUAAUUACACUCCGAAAAAUUACUCACCGGAAGUAAAUAUUCGAUGAUCAUGUCGGAUCUUGUAACUGAUCUGUUAUAAUCGGUAUAAUCAUAUAAAAGGAAUUGAAAAUUGAAGUUGUCAUAAUUAUCGAUGUUUGUUCAAAUAAAACUUCAUCCGCUGUAUUGUUCGGUUAUAGAGUAUACAAUUAAACAUGUAUAAUUAAAAGAUUUUUUUAGGCGGCUACGGCGCGUCUACAUUUAAUCUGCAAACUUUCAUUUCAUCUCUCGUUAAAUCAUCAGCGUUCUCAUCUCUCGAACAUUCAUUUUCGCGCGUGCUAAAUCUGAAAUAUCGCAGCUUCCUGCCUUCGGAGUGCAACGCCUCGUAGAUCAUUCCUCACUUUUCUUACAUUUCAUUAUGCUGCGAUUCUAACGCCUGUACGACGACGAUAAUAGCGUUUCCGCGAUCGACUUGCCUUGACAGAGACAGACCGCGUGACGUAUCGCUCGCGGCUCGAGAACGAGAAUACCGAAGACGACGACGACGACGACGACGACGACGCUACGUUACGUUCUCGUUCCACGGUUUGGCCCUCGCGCCGCGCAGUCUGUCUUCGUCAGAGAGCUGUAUUUGAUGUGCGCGAGUCCGCGUGUUGUCACGUUGCACGGACCUCAGAGUCGUCGGAUUUUCUCAGGGAGAAUCUCAAUAACCCUUGCGAUUGUCGUCGUACUCCGAAUACAGCGAACGCUGAUGCCUCACGUUCACGGCGAUAUCGCGAAUAUACGGAUUAUUGCGAUAAUUCUCAUCUCGGACUCGCGUUAUCGUUCACUCCUGUCCGUGAAACUUGACACGACACUAACGUUUGCAUCAUCCGAAACGUGCUAUUAAAAAAUCAGACGUGAUGACGAGGAACUGUUAUUUCGGUCAUCAUUUAUCCUUAAAGCUCGUCGAGAAUGAAAGAGAUACAAAUAUAAAUAAUAUAUUAACGCAAUUGAAAUAAAUAAAUUUACGCAAGAACAAUAAUAAUACGUUAGUAACACGGGUGCGGUUCUCAUGGCAGUACGUCCCUGCGCUCUAAGCAGCAUAGACAUUUGACGUUUCACGAAGGUCGCGUGUUUCAGCUCUCCUUCUCCCUCUUUCUCCUUCCCUCUUUCUCACUUUGUCUCAAUACACAUGUUGUCUCUUUGUCUGCGUCUCGCCCCCAUCUUUUUCCACUUCCUUCUCCGUCUACCUCCCGCGCGGCGUUUACGCACACGUACGUACGUACGUACGUACCUUCCGACAUUUAACGAUCGUUACGCGUUCAAUUGUUCACCGCCGCCGAGAGGAGGCCACGCGCGACUUUCCGACGAGCCGAACCACUCGUUCCGCGACGAUAUUUUCUGCGGCGCGUUAUCGGCGUACGUGACAUUGAGAAUCGCCCGAGAGAGGAGAGAGAGAAUUGCAACGUAACGCAACGCGGCGUUAGCCGCCGCCGCCGCCGCCGCUGCUAUCGUAGAUACCGCGACGUCGCGAUGCGCCGCGCCGCACCGCGCCGCGGCGUCGAUCAGCUGGCGUCGCUCCGUCUCUCUCCCUCCGCAUGACGCCGGCAACGUGCACCGCUCUUCCCUUGUGCUCCAUCGUACGCGUACAUACAACCGAAUGCUAAUGGGGUGUGCAGACGCGCGUUAGACAUUUGUUUGACGCGUGGAUUGUGUGUAGAAUGUCUGGAAAACCCGUCGAAAGACCUGUACCUGAGAAGCAGACGAAUCAGGGUUGCGGGGUGCAGUUCAGACAUGGGAAGUGAGCAUUACUGCCUGAGGUGGAACAAUCAUCAGAGCAACUUGCUGGGUGUGUUCAGUCAACUGCUGGAGUCGGAGUCGCUGGUGGACGUGACACUGGCGUGCACGGAGGGACCGUCGAUACGCGCACACAAAGUAGUCCUCUCCGCGUGCUCCAGCUACUUCCAGGCCCUGUUCCUCGACCACCCGAACCGUCACCCCAUCGUUAUCCUAAAGGACGUACGUUUCGCCGAGCUACGUACCCUCGUCGACUUCAUGUACAAGGGCGAGGUAAACGUCGAGUACUGCCAGCUAUCGGCCCUCCUCAAGACAGCGGAGAGCCUCAAGGUUAAGGGUCUAGCGGACAUGACGAACAUCAACGCGGCGGUAGCAUCCAGGGAAGAACAGCAGCAGCAGCAGCAACAACAACAACAACAACAGCAGCAGCAGCAACAGCAGCAGCAACAACACACAAGCACCUCCGACACAUCGCGGGAGCAUCAUCGAGAACGAGAACGAGAACGAGAAAGAGAACGAGAACGAGAUCGAGAGAGCAUAAAAGAGACGAGCAGCAAGGAAAGGGAACGAGAGUCGAGCAUCACCAGUGGAGUGUCGUCCGGUGCCAAGGAAUGCGAGCAGCAGCAACAGCAACAACAGCAGCAGCAGCAGCAACAAUCCGGCAGCAUCGCUCAGAGCACCCCCAGCGAAACCGUGGAGGCGGUGGACAUGACGGAUUGUCCGCCGUCGCCCGCGGGGCCCGGUAGCCCGUGUCCGGGACCGCUAGCCCUCGACCGACCCAGGAGGGACUCCGAGGACGCGGCCAGCAUCGAAGAGACGAGGGCCGGCUCUCUCAGCCCGAUCUCGGUGCACAGCGGACCAUCCGACAUGAGCCUCAGCAACAACACCGGCGGCGGCGCGCCCGGUGGCGUGCUGCCGUUGAACCUGCCGCAGAGCCGGCUUCCGUCCCCGCACAGUACCGAGCCCCUCGCCGGCCCGUCUGGCUUACCCCCGGUCCAGCAAGUUCCGUUAUCGCUGAAAAAAGAAAUGGACUGGGAAAGGUCGACCGAGGAGCGCAGCGUGAGUAGCGAGAUAUCCACAGACUACAGGCUCCCGCCAGAUCCGGUCUCGCUCGCCCUCGGACUGGAAGCGGGUGGAUGGGGCGCGCUGGUGGAGCGGACGAGCGGAGGCGCCGGCGGCGGCAGCAUCCUCGGCCAUGGCGGCUUCAGCGGCCUGGCCGGAUUGGCGCGUCGCUGCGGCGUCUGCCUGGCGACGUUCCCGUCGCCGUGGCUGCUGGAGCGGCACGCGUUGCUGCAGCACGCCGGACAGACCAGCGACGACAAGCCGUUCACCUGCGAGCAGUGCGGCCAGCGUUACCGCUACCGAUCCGCCUACGUGAAGCAUCGCGAGCAGAAUCAUCGCGCGCGGCUACCGGCCGACAAGCUCUUCACCUGCGACGUGUGCGGCAUGCAGUUCAGGUAUCUUAAGUCCUAAAAGCACCGUCUCAACCACGCGCUCGAGCGGUUGCAGCGCGCGCCCGAGUCGCAGAACAGCGUCGUUGUCGUCUCGGCGCCGGCCGAGCGCAGCGAUCAGGUCUCGAGCACCGGCGAGCCGUCCCAGGUGGAGACCGGCAGCGACACCACGACGAAUCCGGGCGACGCCGAGGAGAUGCGCGGCGUAUUCUCCGAGAGCGCUCGCGGCGACGAGAGCGUCUCGGAGACCGCGAGCGUUCACGAGAAUCCGGGCGACGCGGUGGAGGUGCAGAUGACGGAGACCACCGCCACCGGGGGAAUUGGCGGAAUUAGCGGCGGCGGCGGCGGCGGCGGCGGUGGUGGUGGUGGUGGUGGCGGCGUCGGCGGCGGCGGUACCAGCAGCGAGGCCGGCGACGUGGACGACAACGCCGUCGACGACGACCGGCACGUCAUCGAGCCGAGCGAGGCGAUGAUCAGCCUCGCGCGGAGCGUCACCCGCGAGGCUGAUCGCCGCGAGCGUCGCUUCGCCUGCCCGUUCUGCGGCAAGUGCGUCAGGUCCAAGGAGAACCUGAAGCUACACGUGCGCAAGCACACCGGCGAACGGCCGUUCGUCUGCCUGUUCUGCGGUCGCGCCUUCGGCGGCAAGAGCGACCUGACGAGGCACCUGCGCAUCCACACCGGCGAACGGCCGUACCACUGCGAGAUGUGCGGCAAGUGCUUCGCCCGAGCUGACUAUCUCUCCAAGCAUCUCACUACGCACAUCCACCAGCGCUAACGCGAUCGUAACUCGGCUCACCCGCCUCCUCGGCCACCUCGGGGCCGAAGGGCAGCAACGCGACGACGUGCCUCCUACUCUCCGGCACGUCCCUCCGCGCGUUGACGCGCCGCGGCCGUUGCGGGGCGAUUCGAGGGUUCAUCUUACGAAAAUUAUACAACGUGUAGUAUUACAUGUCAAUAACGAGAAUAGGCGAAAUUAAACGUUCUUCCUGCGCCCUCGACAGCAGGCUAUAUAUAUAUUACACAUGGAGCAAUAGCGCGAGGAAAAGGAGUUGGGUGUGGUGCGACGCGCGCGAUUUAUGUAUUUUCUCUCUCUGACAGCGCUACUCUAGAAAGACAGAAAUUCGCUCCUCUGACUCGCGAAAGUGCCGCAAGGCGGUAACGGCAAUAAUCCUUGGCGCUGUUCAGCUGAUUUCGACGCGCGCUAAAAUCCAAAUCUCUUGGAUAUCUCGAUCGCUCGCACCGUAUCGCGAGAUCGUAGCCCCGCAACGGCGCCGCUGCACAUCUUGACUGAUCGUUGCCGAGUGAAAAACCGUUUCUUCUUGCAAAGAGUGCGAGUCAGACGAAAAACCGCAGAAGGACUCCUACCGAGGGGAAGAAAGACGCAAAAAGAGAGAAAGGACCGUAUCUCUAUCCAUCGCCGCCGGCCCACACGACAAGACGCGUCAAUUAUGGAGAGAAGUAUAAGUAAAACGCGAUCCGCGCGCGAUCUCUUACUACUAUGGUCCACCAGUACGUCUCUGACGUGGUGGUUUCUGCGCUACGAUAGUGAGACUAACUUGUGAUAAAGGAUAUGAAACCAAAAGGAGAAAAUGAGGAAAGAACAGAAAAAAAAA